UUGCGGGUGGAGGUGGCGUUUGAUAGCAGGGGCGAUUUGCAAGGAGGGCGAGGGCGAUUGUAUCGUUUGUCCGUUUUUUACUAUUCAUUUACAUUAUGUCCGAAGAAAUUGAAGACACAAAACCCGUCGAGGAGACAACAAGCGAAGAAAGGAAGGAAAUGGAGGAUAAGGUGGUCAGUCCGGAGAAGGCGGAAGAAGCCAAGCUGAAGGCCAGGUACCCACACCUUGGGACCAAGCCAGGGGGCUCUGACCUGCUGCGGAAACGGCUUCAGAAAGGGCAAAAGUACUUCGACUCCGGCGACUACAACAUGGCCAAGGCCAAGAUGAAGAAUAAGCCGCUCCCCUCAGCCAUGGCGGAGAAGACCGAGAUCACUGGAGAUCACAUCCCCACCCCUCAGGACCUGCCUCAGAGAAAGCCCUCUCUCGUGGCCUCCAAACUAGCUGGGUGAAACCAGCGUUGAAAAAAUGCGCUGCUUCGUUCUCCUUCAUCUCUUCUCACCCCCCCUCUACCUUGCCAUUGCCCCC
Molecule: messenger RNA, 525 nt
Organism: Megalops cyprinoides (Indo-Pacific tarpon)
Lineage: Eukaryota; Metazoa; Chordata; Actinopteri; Elopiformes; Megalopidae
Product: cAMP-regulated phosphoprotein 19-like
Exons: 3
Coding region: 96-449 (117 amino acids)
Cellular component (GO): cytoplasm
Molecular function (GO): protein phosphatase inhibitor activity
Source: RefSeq, a predicted model, not a curated record